This is a messenger RNA of Callorhinchus milii (elephant shark), 2423 nucleotides long. RefSeq names its product carcinoembryonic antigen-related cell adhesion molecule 2-like. The transcript is spliced from 13 exons. Lineage: Eukaryota; Metazoa; Chordata; Chondrichthyes; Chimaeriformes; Callorhinchidae. The annotation marks the transcript as partial. The record is from RefSeq and is a predicted model, not a curated record.
GCUGCUCAGUGACUGAGUGACCAGGACACCGGCUGCUCAGUGACUGAGUGACCAGGACAUAGGCUGAGGUCAGGAUGCAGACAGCACGACUCGGGGUAGUUGCUCUUUGCUGCUGUGUGUGUGUGGUUACAGCACAGUUCACCAUCACUGUACCAGAGAAUCCCAUUACAGCAGCAGCCGGAGGUACGGCUGUGUUUACAGUGAAACCGUCUGGUGAGGUGAGGAGCGGGAGUUGGCGUUUUGGUACCGAGACUGUACUUCUGUGGAUCGGGGAUAUAGUAUCUGUAAACACUAAUUACGAAGGCCGGGCUGAGAUAUCUCUCCCCGACGUGUCUCUUCGGUUAAAAUCAGUGACAGUGACCGACAGUGGAAAUUACACUGUGAAUCUGACCCCAGUUUCUGGCGAUUCAAAAUCAGCGACAGUCACCCUGAAGGUGGAGGAGAAAAUCACCAGCGUCACCGUAACACAGAACAUUCCCAACCCGAUAGAAGACACUGACACUGUGACACUGACAUGUGAUGUUAAAGGCACUGUUGAGUCACGGUUGUGGUUUAAGGAUGAGCGAACUCUCCACAGCAAUGACAGGAUCACAAUCUCCCAGGAUAAUGCCACCCUGACCAUCAUCAGUGUGACUAGAAAUGAUGGUGGAACGUAUCGGUGUGAGGCAAAGAACAGCCUUAGCUCUCAGUCCGGCAGCCACACACUGAGCAUUGCGUAUGGACCAGACACCCCUGAGCUUACAAUCACUGGGACACACUCAGCAGAACUUGGAGACUCUCUAACAUUGUCUUGUUCUGCUCAGUCAAACCCAGAAGCUCAGUAUAAAUGGAUAUUUAAUGGCACCGUUCUGUCACACACAACUCCACAGCUCACCAUUGAUCAAAUAAGCCCGACUGACCGUGGGAGGUACACUUGUCAGGCUCGGAACAGCGUUACCUUAAGAGUCAAUGCGACAACAUUGAUUACAGCACAGUUCACCAUCACUGUACCAGAGAAUCCCAUUACAGCAGCAGCCGGAGGUACGGCUGUGUUUACAGUGAAACCGUCUGGUGAGGUGAGGAGUGGGACCUGGAGUUUCGGCGUCAGUGAUGUACUUGUGUGGAUCGGGGAUAUAGUAUCUGUAAGCACUAAUUACCAAGGCCGGGCUGAGGUAUCUCUCCCCGACGUGUCUCUUCGACUGAAAUCAGUGACGGUGACCGACAGUGGAGAUUACACUGUGACUUUGAUCCCAGUCUCUGGCGAUUCAAAAACAGCGACAGUCACCCUGAAGGUGGAGGCGAAAAUCACCAGUGUCACCGUAACACAGAACAUUCCCAACCCGAUAGAAUACACUGACACUGUGACACUGACAUGUGAUGUUAAAGGCACUGUUGAGUCACGGUUGUGGUUUAAGGAUGAGAGAGCUCUCCACAGCAAUGACAGGAUCACAAUCUCCCAGGAUAAUGCCACCCUGACCAUCAUCAGUGUGACUAGAAAUGAUGGUGGAACGUAUCGGUGUGAGGCAAAGAACAGCCUUAGCUCUCAGUCCGGCAGCCACACACUGAGCAUUGCGUAUGGACCAGACACCCCUGAGCUUACAAUCACUGGGACACACUCAGCAGAACUUGGAGACUCUCUAACAUUGUCUUGUUCUGCUCAGUCAAACCCAGAAGCUCAGUAUAAAUGGAUAUUUAAUGGCACUGUUCUGCCACAUACAAGUUCAAAUUUCACCAUUCAUCAAAUAAGCCAGAGUGACCUUGGGAUUUACACUUGUCAGGCUCGUAACAACAUUACCUUAAGAGUCAAUGAGACAACAUUAAACGUAACUUUACAGGUUAUCAUUCUAUUUACAGAAAAAAUCACCAGCGUCACCGUAACAAGCAACACUCCCAACCCGAUAAAAUACACUGACAAUGUGACACUGACAUGUGAUGUUAAAGGCACUGUUGAGUCACGGUUGUGGUUUAAGGAUGAGAGAGCUCUCCACAGCAAUGACAGGAUCACAAUCUCCCAGAAUAAUGCCACCCUGACCAUCAUCAGUGUGACUAGAAAUGAUGGUGGAACAUAUCGGUGUGAGGCAAAGAAUAGCUUUAGCUCUGUGUCCGGCAGCUAUACACUGAGCUUUGCGUCCAAAGGCAGUCCUCCUAACAGUUUAAGCGGUGGAGCGAUAGCAGGAAUAGUGAUUGCCUGUAUUGUUGGCGUUGCUCUGAUUACUGCACUUGUCGUAUGGGUCGUCAAAGUAAAAGGAAGGGCGAAAAGUGGAUCACAUCAUCAAAAUGGUGUCACAAUGGCUGCAACAGGAAACACACCGCAUCAAUCUAACAGUGGAGCCAAUACAGCCACAGCGAGAAUAGGACCACAAUCUUCAGAGUACAGCAACCUGACAGUUACUGCUCCCAACGUGUAUGAGAACAUCAACAAUGUGCAAAGAGCAAAGAACAAA